AAUGAGUUAGUUGCAUUUUAGCAUUCUUGUCCAUGAUAUUUUAAUAUUUGUAUCAUUUCAAGAAUAAGUGAAAUGUUAUUCUUGCAAUUUCUUCUUUUGUAUUUAUCACUGGAUUUUAAGAAAAAUUCAGUUUAUUGUUCAAGUUGCAAUAAUCAGAUAAUGUCGCAAUUUCUGAAGUUUACAGAAAACAUUUUGGAUCAAGCCAGCGAUUUAAUUAAACAAUCCAAUUCUUUCCAACUUGGUCCAAUUGACUGUGCCCAAAUUAUGAAAAAUAAUAACGUUAAAUCUGGAAUUUAUAGAAUAUGGCCUCUUGCUUGGGAAAAAGUAGGCAGUUUCUCUGUUUAUUGCGAUAUGGAUACCGACGGUGGCGGAUGGACGCACAGAAACGAUAGAAUACAUGCAAUAAGUAACCAGGGAAAUUAUUCUCUUCGAAUUAAUAUGAAAGACUUGGAAAAUGAAAAACGUUAUGCGAUUUAUAAAAAUUUUUGGCUCGAUAACGAAGAUCAUUCUUAUAAAAUUCACAUUUCUUCAUAUUCUGGAGAUUCCGGGGAUUCUUUAACCGUGGCUAAUGGUAUGAAAUUUACUACACAAGACAAGGAUAAUGAUGUAUGGAGUUCGAAUUGCGCUGUUACUUACAAAGGAGCUUGGUGGUACAAAGACUGUCACAGAUCUAAUCUGAAUGGACUCAACCUUAAUGGUCCACACGAAAGUUAUGCUGACGGAAUCGAGUGGUAUUCUUGGAAAGAACAUCACUAUUCUCUUCCAGAAAUAGAAAUGAAAAUUCGUCCAGUUAACUUUAAAUAA
Centruroides sculpturatus (bark scorpion) is the source of this 804-nucleotide messenger RNA. Its product is annotated as techylectin-5A-like. The coding region runs from base 73 to 804 and encodes 243 amino acids. The transcript is spliced from 6 exons. Lineage: Eukaryota; Metazoa; Arthropoda; Arachnida; Scorpiones; Buthidae. The record is from RefSeq and is a predicted model, not a curated record.